GUUUGGUCGUUGAUAGAAAUGUCGAUCGAAACUAACCACAAGCAAAAUGAAAUCGGAUAAUCGACAAUACACGAUUAGCAAAAUAACAACUUGUUUCAUUCUAUUGAGUAACAUUUUAAACUGUGUAACAGAAGAAUGGGCCAUAAAUAAUAUUAACUCUAGCAUAACUUGGCCAGUGAAGAAGAUAGCGGAAAUUGAAGGAGAUAUAAUAUUAGGGGGACUGAUGAUGGUUCACGAAAGAGAAGAUUUACUUACUUGUGGACCUAUUAUGCCACAGGGAGGUAUUCAAGCUUUAGAGUGUAUGCUAUAUACAAUCGAUUGGGUUAACAGUCAGAAAGACUUUCUACCUAAUAUUACUCUCGGUGCUUACGUUCUGGACGACUGUGAUAAAGAUACUUAUGGAUUGGAACAAGCUGUAGACUUCAUUAAAGGGGAGACAUUGGAUUAAUUAAUGGAGUAAGGCAACGCAACACAUGAGCGAUCUGCGAAGGAGAGAUACCUCCGGAAGGAUGUUCUAGGUAUUAAAUACACGAAUAAAAUCCGGAAAACUUCACGUA
This is a messenger RNA of Centruroides sculpturatus (bark scorpion), 557 nucleotides long. Its product is annotated as metabotropic glutamate receptor 2-like. The record is from RefSeq and is a predicted model, not a curated record. Gene Ontology annotation, molecular function: adenylate cyclase inhibiting G protein-coupled glutamate receptor activity. Gene Ontology annotation, biological process: G protein-coupled receptor signaling pathway. Gene Ontology annotation, cellular component: membrane. Lineage: Eukaryota; Metazoa; Arthropoda; Arachnida; Scorpiones; Buthidae. The transcript is spliced from 2 exons. The coding region runs from base 47 to 448 and encodes 133 amino acids.